Molecule: messenger RNA, 842 nt
Organism: Sceloporus undulatus (fence lizard)
Lineage: Eukaryota; Metazoa; Chordata; Lepidosauria; Squamata; Phrynosomatidae
Exons: 3
Coding region: 12-842 (276 amino acids)
Molecular function (GO): peptide antigen binding
Source: RefSeq, a predicted model, not a curated record
UCAAGAACAGUAUGGAAAUAUCUCACUGGAUGGUCUUGAUAUUGCUGUCAGUACUUUCCCAAGGGUCCAGAGGCCAGGAUAGUGUGACUCAAGCAAAAGACAUGGAGAUUGGGAAAGAAGGAGAAACUGCAAGCUUUGGCUGCAACUAUAAUACGAACAGUUUCAAUAGCUUACACUGGUACAGACAGUACCCAGGCGAAGGGCCGACAUUUCUGUUGAUGUUGAUAUUGGAAGGACCCGAGAGCAAAGGCAACUUCCAUGCCAAACUUGAUAAAAAGAAGCGUCAGAGUCACUUGAACAUCAGAGGGGUUCAGUUCACAGAUGCUGCUACCUAUUUUUGUGCCUUGAAGAAGGAAAAAGGGACACAUUUCUUUCAUGUACAUCUUGCCUCUAAAGCUUUCCUUGUACAAAAUGCAAAGGUCACUGGAUGGGAACUGACCAACAAGAAGAAAACCCUUAAUUUACUUUUCUAUCUUGCAGUUGGACACUCUCAAUCCCAAGUGACUCAGACACCUGCAUUUAAAGAGGUCCGGGAAGGGGACCUGUUCACCAUUUCUUGUGCCUACUCCAGCGAGUUUCGGACCUACUUUUGGUACCAACAGUUGCCCGGAAAGGCACCAUCCCUCUUGCUUUCUAUUACUACUGGAAAGAAUGUGACUGAAAAGAACUUCACAGCAGAGUAUCUGGAGAAAGGAAAGCAAAGUCUCCUGCAUCUCUCUAGCUCUCAGCUUCAAUACUCAGGAACUUACUUUUGUGCAGUGGAGGCACAGUGGGGCAGGAAGCAAGAGGCGCACAGCCAAAACCUAAGACUUUUCUUGACUUUACCCACUAUUGUGUUAUGA